AUGUCAGUGUAUGAGUGAGAGACUGAAGAGGAGAGAGGAAAAAGAGCAAUGGAGACUGGAGAGGGUUAGAGGAUGGAUAAAGUUUAACGGCUGUUAAAUGUCUUCUACCAGCCCUUGGUGACAAUGGUAACAUUGGACCCCCCUCCCUCCCUCUCCCUCUCCCUCUCUCCCUUCCACUGUCAUUCUUCUCUCCAGCAAUGCUCCCGUCGAUGAGCCGCACAUGGACCGAACUCCACCCCCUCCGCCUCGGACCAGGGUACCCAACACGACAGUCGACACGCAGCCUGCUCUGCCCAUGAGAAAUAUCCCCCAGCCACCCCCUGAAAUCAGUGAGUAUACUAAACCCCUCCCAUCCAUCCUUAACCCCACCCCUAACUCCCUAACCUCACCUCUCCCUGAUUUAACUCACCUCUUCACCCCUAACGCUACAAUCUACCAGCUCCUCCACCUCUUCACCCCUAACGCUACAAUCUACCAGCUCCUCCACCUCUUCACCCCUAACACUAAAAUCUACUAACUCCUCCACCUCUUCACCCCUAACGCUACAAUCUACCAGCUCCUCCACCUCUUCACCCCUAACUCUACAAUCUACUAACUCCUCCACCUCUUCACCCCUAACCCUACAAUCUACUAACUCCUCCACCCCUUCAACCCUAACCCUACAAUCUACUAACUCCUCCACCCCUUCAACCCUAACCCUACAAUCUACUAACUCCUCCACCUCUUCACCCCUAACCCUACAAUCUACGAACUCUCCACCCCUUCAACCCUACAUCACAACCCCCCAUCUUCAAACCUAACCCCACAAUCUACAACCCCCCCCCUUCAAACCCCCAACCUACUCACUAACUCUCCACCCCCCCUUCCCCCUAACCCCCAAAAAAACCCCCCCCCCUUACCCCCCAACCCUACAAACUCAACUCCCCCACCUUACCCCCCCCCCCAACCUCGUCAACACCCCUAACCCCACAAUCACUAACUCCUCCCCCCCCCCCCUUCAAUUCAACCCUACCCUACAAAUCUCUAACUCCCUCCCCAACUUCACCCCUAACCCCAAAAAACUACAACCCCUCCAACUCUUCACCCCUAAACCUAAAUCCAACUCCCCCACCUUUCCCCCCCAAACCCCUAACCCUAAAUCUUCCCCCCAAUCUCAAAAUAACUCCCCCCCCCCCUUCACCCCUACCUAAAACUACUAACCCCCUCCACCUCUUCCCCCAACGCACAAACUAACCACUCCCCCACCUCUUCAAACCCCCAACCUACAACUACACUCCCCCCCCCUUCAAAAACCCAACCCAAAUCUACUAUUCCCCACCCCUUUUAACCCCCAAACCCCAAUCUACACUCCUCCACCCCUUCAAAAAACCCUAACCCAAUCUACCAACUUCCUCCCCCCCUUCAAAACCCUAACCUACAACUACAUCCCACCCCUUCACCCCCCCAAAAUCUACUAACCCUCCCCCCUUCAAAACCCCAACCCCCACAUCUAACUCCCCCCUCUUCACCCCUAACCCUACAACUACGAACUCCUCCACCCCCCCUAACCCUAAAACUAACCCCUCCCCCCCUUCACCCAACCCCACAAUCUACAACCCUCCCCCCUUCAACCCCCAAAACCCACAAUCUACAAAUCCUCCCAACCCCCCCCUAAACCCAACCUAACCCCUACAUUCACCCCCAAACCCCCAACCCUUUUCCAAAACCCCCCCAAAUCACUUUUCUCCCCCCCCCCUUCAAAACCCCAACCCAAAAAUCUAAAACUCCUCACCCUCUCACCCCCAACCCUACAAUCUACUUCCCUCCACCCUUCAACCCUAACCCUACAAUUAUAACCCCCACCCUUCAACCCUAAACCCCACAAUCACUAACUCCCCACCCUUUAACCCUAAACCCACAACUACUAACUCCCCCCCUUCACCCCAAACCUACAAUCACUAACUCCUCCACUUCCCAACCCCCAAACCCCACAAUUCCCCCACCCUUUCCCCAACCCCCAAACCCCUAAACCUGCCCCCCCCCCCCCCUUCCCUCCCCCCCUUCAACCCUAACCCCAAAAUCUACUAAACCCCUCCACCCCUAAACCCCAACCCCAACAAUCUACAAACUCCCCACCCCUUACCCCCCCUAACCCUACAAUCUACUAACUCCUCCCCCCCUUUUACCCCUAACCCUAAAUCUCAACCCCCUCCACCUCUUUCCCAAAUUCAAAUUCACCCCAACCCCUAACCCUACUCUACUUUUAACCCCUUCCCUUCUUUCCCUCCACCCCUUAAAACCCUCCCCAACUUACAACCCUCCCCCACCUCUUAAACCCUAACCCAAAAAUCUCUAACUCCUCCCACCCCCCCUUCACCCCUAACCCUACAAUCUACUAACUCCUAUUUUCCCCCCCUCCCUUCCAACCCUUUCCACCCCUUUAAACCCUAAAUCAAAAACUAACUCCUCCACCUCUUCAACCCCAAACCCCCAACCAAUCUACAAACCUCCCUCCCCCCCCCUUAAACCCCAAACCCAAAAUCUACAAACCCCCCCACCCUUAAACCCCCUAACCCUAAAUCUAAAAACCCCUCCACCCUUCAACCCAAACCCAAAAAUCUACAAACCCCCUCCCCCCUCUUCAACCCCUAACCCACAACCCUUCAAAACCCUAACUCCUCCCCCAACCCCCCCUUUUCCCCCAACCCCCUUUUAACCCUACAAUCUAUUUAAUCCCCCAACCUCUUAAACCCCUAACCCUAAAGCACUAACUCCUCCCCCCUUAAACCCCUAAAAUCAAAAAAACCCUCCCCCCACCUCUUAAACCCUAACCCAAAAAUCUCUACCCGUCCUCCCCCCUUUCACCCCUAACCCUAAAAUCAAACAAACUCCUCCCCCCCUUUCCCCCUAACCCUAAUCUCAAACUCCUCCCCCUUUUAAACCCCUAACCCCUAAAAAAUCUACUAACUCCCCCAACCCCUUAAACCCCCCUAACCCUACAACCCUACAAACUCCUCCCCUUUUUAAACCCCCCAAAACCCUCCAAACAAACAACCCCUCCUCCACUUUUCCCCCCCCCUUACAAUCUAUUUAAUUCCCCCAACCCUUAAACCCCCCCCCAAACAAUCUAUUCUACAAAACCUUUUCCAAAACCCCCUUUAAACCCUUACAAUCUACAAUUCCCCCACCUUCACCCUAACCCUCCCAAUCUACUAAACCUUUCCCCCCCUUAACCCUUUCCUCAACCCUAAACCCCCUUAACCCCUUUACAAUCUACAAAUUUCCCCACCUUUUUAAACCCCAACCCACAAUCUACAAAACCUCCUCCCCCUUUUUCAACCCAAACCCUCCCAACACUAACCCCUUCCCCCUUAAACCCAAACCCUUUUUAAAAUCUUUAACCCCCCUUUUCCACCCCAACCUAAUCUCCCUAACUCCUCCCCCUUUUUCCUUCACCCCAACCCCUAAAAACCCUACAAAACCUCCUCCCCCCCCUUUCCCCCCCAAACCCCCAAAAAUCUACUAACCCCCAAACCUUCCCCCCCCUUAACCCUACAAUCUCAAACCCUCCCCCCCCCCUUAAAAAACCCAACCCAACAAUCUCUCCUCCCCACCCCUUCACCCCCUUCCCCCCUAAACCAAACAAUUUCCUUUUUAAUUCCUCCCCCCUUCCCCCCUAACCCUAAAAUCUACUCCCUCUCCACCUCUUCCCCCAACCCACAAUCUAAAAAACUCCCCCCCCCCCUUUUCCCAACCCAAACCCCAACAACCCACAAACCCUCCUCCCCUUUUCCCCCCCCAAAACCCCUACAAUCUACAACCCUCCUCCACCUCUUAAAAACCCUAAAAUCUACUUUUUUCCCUCCCCUCUUAAAACCCAAAAACCCUCCCCAUCUACAACCCCUCCCCCCUUCAACCCCCACAAUCAAACUAACUCCUCCACCUCUUAAACCCCCAAAACCCAAACAAUCUCCCAACCCCUCCCCCGUUUCCCAAACAUUAAAAUCCAACCCCCCUUAAACCCUCCCAAUCUACUACUCCCCCCGUUUUAAACCCAAAACCCUCCAAUCUACAACUCCUCUACCCCUUCAACCCAACCCUUAAAAUUUUACAAAAUUCCUCCACCUUUUUAAAACCCCAAACCCAAAACCCUUACAACCCCUUACAAACUCCUCCCCUUUUAAACCCCCCCUCCCACUAAUUUAACCUCCCCCACCUCUUCACCUCAAAAACCCAAACAAUCUACAAAAUCCUGCUUCUUAAAAACCUCCCCCAAACCUUACAAUUACUAAUUCCCUACCCUUCAUUUCCACCCUAAACCCUAAAUCACUAACUCCUCCACCCCUUAAACCCUUACAAUCAAACAAACCCCCCUAAAACCCCUUAAAACCCCAAAAAUCUACUAACCCCCCCCCUCUUCAACCCUAAACCCUACAACCUCCAAACUCCCCCCCCCUUAAACCCAAAACCCAAACAACGACUAACCCCUUUCCCCCCCCUUUAAAAACCCAAACCCUACAAAUCUUUUUUAACUCCCUCCACCCCUUCAACCCCCCAACCUACUAACUCCCCCAUUCUUCACCCCCCCCCCUACAACUACUAAUUCCCCCAAACCCUUCAACCCAACCCAACAAUCUCAACCCCUCCCCCCUCUUAAACCCCUCCCUCAAUCUUUUUAACUCCUCCCCCCCCUUCAACCCUAACCCAACAAUCACAAACUCCUCCACCUUUCCCCCCCUAACCCUACAACCCACUAAUUCCCCUCCCCCCCCUUAAAAAAGCCCCCUUUAAACCCUAAAAUCUCCAAAAAUCCUCCCCCUCUUCAACCCUAACCCCUACAAUCAAAAUACUCCUCCACCCCUUAAACCCCAAACCCCCAACAAUCUACAAAACUCCCCUUUUUCCCCCCAAACCCUUUUUUUUCCCCCCCUUUUAACCCCCAAUCUACAAACCCCUCCACCUUUGCCACCCCAAACCCCUACAAUUUUACAAAACUCCUCCACCCUUUCACCCCAAACCCUCCAAUCUAUUUAACCCCCCCCCAAAAUAACUCCUCCCCCCACCUCUUAAACCUUUUAAACCCUCCCCAAUCUACAAAACCCUCCACCCUUCUUUCACCCCCCCCCCCCAAACUCAAACUAAACCCCUCCCCCUUUCCCCCCAAACCCUACAAUCUACAAACUCCCCUCCCCCAAACCCCUCCCCCACCCCCUUAAACCUUUUAAACCCCUAACCCUAUAAAAUCUACUAACCCUCCCCCCUUUUUUAAACCCCAAACCCCUAAAAUUUUAAACUCCUCCCCCCUUAAAAACCCAAACCCCCAAAAUCUACUAACUCCCUCCCCUCUUCACCCAAACCCCUUUAACAAUCUACUAACCCCUUUCCCCCCUUUUAAACCCCUAACCCUAAAAUCUUUUCCCCCCCCUCCCUUCCCCCCCUCCCUUUAUCCCCCCCCCCCAACCCUACUCUACAAACCCCUCCUCCACCCCUUUCAACCCUCCCCCAACAAUCAAACUCUCCUCCACCUUUUCCCCCAAACCCCUACAACUACUAACUCCUCCCCCCUUCAACCCAAACCCUAAAUCUCUAGUUUCCCCCCCCCUUUUCACCCCAACCCCUACAAUCUACUAACUUCCUCCACCUCUUAAACCCCUAACCCCCCAAACCCUACUAACUCCUCCCCCCAAACCCUAAAAACUACUAAACUCCCCAACCCUUUCCCAAUCUCUUAAACCCUAACCUAAAAUCUACAAACCCUCCCUCCACUUCUUCACCCCUAACCCUACAAUCUACACCUCCCUCCCCCCUUUAAAAACCCUAACCCUAAAAUCUACAAAAUCCCCCACCUUUAAAACCCAAACCCUACAAUCACUAACCCUCCCCCUCUUCAUCCCAAACCCCCUCAAUCACUAACUCCUCCCCCUCUUAAACCCAAACCCUAAAAACUAAAACUCCCCACCUCUUAAACCCCCAACCCACAACAAACCCAACCUCCCCCCUCCCUUUUUAAACCCCUAACCCUAAAAUUUUACAAACCCCCCUCCCCCCUUUCAACCCUAACCCUCCAAUCUACUAAUUUCCCCAAACCUUUUUCAACCCCCUACCCAAACACCCCCUUUAAACCUCCCCCUUCCUCCCCACCUCUUAAACCCAACCCCACAAUCUACUAACCCCCUCCCCCCUUUUCACCUCUUAAAACCCUAACCCUACAAUCACACCCCCUCCACUUCUUCACCCCAAACCCCCCAACUACAAAACCCCUCCCCCUUUUCUUCCCCCUAACCCUAAAAUCUACUAACUCCCCACCUCUUCCCCCCUAACCCUACAAUCUACAAAUUCCCCCCCUCUCCCCCAAACCCCUAAAAUUUCCUCCAAAACCCCCCCCUCCCCCCCCCUUAACCCCUUUCAACCAAACCCCCCCCUUCCCCCAAAACCCUACAAUCUUAACUCCUCAUUCUCUCUUCUACAUGUUUUUUUUUUUUUUUUGUCGUUAAUAAAGUCUUCACCCAAGAUGUUGGAUGUCCCCCUUCCCUUUUCCUCUUUUCAAACUGUAAUUUGACCUAUCAAUAUAAAAAAAACCUGAUAUUUUUUGUUUCUACUUUGUCUACUAGCAAAUUUGGGGCGCAGUGUGGACAGAGAGAGACUUGGGAAAAAUUUUUUUUUUGAAAAAAAAUUUUUUUUUUCCCCCCUUUUUCCCCCCCCCCUUUUUCCCCCCCCUUUUUUUUUGGGGAAAUUUUUUUUUCCCUUUUUUUCCCCCCCUUCUCUCUUUCUUCUUCCCCCUUUUUUCCCCCCCCUUUUUCUUCCCCCUUUUUUUCUUUCUCUUUUUUUUUUUUCCCCCCCCCCCUUUCUCUUUUCUCUUUUCCCCCCCCCCCCCUCUCCUUUUCCUUCCCCCUCCCCCCCCCCCGGGGGGGGCCCCUUUUUUUUCCCCCCCCCCAAAAAAUUUCCCCCCCCUUUUUGGGGUUUUUUUUUUUUUUUUUGGGGUUUUUUUUUUUUUUUUUUUUCCCCUUUUUUAAAAUUUUUUUCCCCCCUUUCCCCUUUGGGGGGGGGCCCCCCCCCCCCCCCCCUUUUUUUUUUGGGGGCCCCCCCCCCCCCUUUUUUUUUUUCCCCCCUUUUUUUUUCCCCCCCAAAAAAUUUUUUUUUUUUUUCCCCCCCCCCCCUUUUUUUUGGGUUUUUUUCCCCCCCCCCCCUUUCUCCCUUUUUCCCCCCCCCCUUUUUUUUUUUUUUCCGGUUUUUUGUUUCCCUUUUUUUCCCCCCUUUUUCCCCUUUUUUCCCCCCCCCCCCCCCCCCCCCUUUUCCCCCCCCCUUUUUUUUCCCCCCCUUUUUCCCCCCUUUUUUUUUUUUUCCCCCCCCCCCCCCCCCCGGGCCCCCUUUUUUUUUCCCCCCCUUUGGUCAGGGAAAAGGGGGGGUUUAAGGGAAAAACCCGGGGGAACCCUUUCCCCCCGGGUUUGGGGGUUUUUUUUUUUUUUUAAAAUCCAAAUUUUUUUUGUUUUUUUGGGGGGGGUUUUUUUUUAAAGGGUUUUUUUUUUUUGGGGGGGUUUUGGGGGGGGGGGGUGUUUUUUUUCCCCCCCGGGGGAAAAAUUGGGGUUUUUUUCCCCCUUUUUAAAUUUUUCCUUGGGAAAGGGGGGAAAAAAAAUCUAUCUCUCUAUCUCUCUCGCUCUCGCUCUCGCUCUCGCUCUCGCUCUCGCUCUCGCUCUCUCUCAGGGUCAGGUCACAGUUCAGAUGACCAUGAGGAUCCAGAUCAAGUCUACCCCAAGCCCAAGUCUGUGAACAUGGCAGACAGAGUAAGAGUGUGUGUGUGUACUUUGAGUAUAUACUAGAGUGCUGUAAUGUUAUUUUGUUGCUGUUUGUCAGUGAUGGCUGUGUUGUCCAAUAGGAUGUGUUCCUGCCGGUGCCGGGGUGGGGGAAGGGGAAGGGGCGGUGCAGUUCUCUCUGCAGCGACGAUGAACUAUUGGAUGAUGACAACGAGCCAAUCAGCAGCCUGUGAGUCUCCCCUGACCUCUGGUGACAUCUUUGUUCCUGUAGAGCGAGGGAGAGAGGGAAUAACUCUUCCUCUCUCUCUCUUUCCCUCUCUCCCGCCUCACUUUCUGUCUUUCUCUCGCUCCCAUCUCUUUCUCGCUAAUUCUCCUUUUCUCUCAGUCGGAGCUCGUGGCAGGACUAUGGUCUGAGUACGCUCCAGGGUAGUGUCUACCUGCCGGUCAGAGGCAGGGUCCUAGCCCCGCCCCCUAGAGAUGGCCCCUCCCCUGAACCCUGCCCUGUUCUAAAGAUGGGCUGGCUGGAUAAGAACCCAACCCAGGGGUACGUAACGGACACACAAACACACACACACACACACAGACAUCCAGUAUAUGACCCCUAACUGUGUGUAUGUGUGUGCAGGUCCCUGUACUAUCAGAGGAGAUGGGUGAAGCUGGAUGUUGACUACCUGAGAUACUUUGACAACGACAAGGUGCGGUAGCCAUCAGUUGGCCAUCUACGCUGUUCUGUUAGUCUAUACAUUAACUAGGUCAGAAUGGUAGAGUGGAUUAGUGUUUCUCAGAGAUGUUGUUUCUCUAUUGAUGGUCUGGCUGUGUGUGUGUGUGUGUGUGUGUGUGUGUGUGUGCGUGUGUGUGCGCGACUGAGUGAGAGUGGUCCUAUGAGUCAUGGUGUGUUGUGUUGCAGGAAGUGUACUCUAAGAGGAUCAUACCAAUGGCUGUCAUUACGGGGGUGACCAACGUGGGGGAGCAGAAGUUUGAGGUGGUCACAGCCAGCCGGACCUUUCUCUUCAAAGCCGAGAGCGACUGUGAGUCCCUGUGUGUGUGUGUGUGUGUACAUCCUUUGUUGCUCUUCUCUGGUUGUCAGCCCAGGAACCUUCACCACAGGUAAACAGCACCAUGGUUUAAUACACAGGGACUAGGUCCCUCGGUGCACUCUUCUCUUCUGUGAUAUCAUUGCUAGAAGUAAGUUAAUGUUAGCCAGAUAAUAGGAAGUAUUAUACUGUGUGUUAAUGGGAACUGUGUGUCUGUCUUUAUAUUGCCCUGUGGUGUGCUGGUUGUGUAACAGAGAGAUGAGAAACAGAUAGAGUUCUCUUUGGGCCUGAAAAUUACAGCCCGGUCCGACCCAAGCCCGGUCCGAUAUCACAGAAAUGUAAUGAGCCCAAACCCCGAUUUCUAGAAAACAGUAUAUUGAUUUAAACUGGUGUUGAGAACAAUGCGGCCGGCGGAGGCGGGUCACAGCUGAGUGAGGAGACGAGGAAUCAGCCCUGGUCUUAGAAAAGUGCAGAGAGGAAAACUCACCUUAGUUAUGAUCAGCGACCAACAUAUGGGAAUAAAGUAAGCUAAUGCAAUUGAAGCCAUGUAUCAUGUUGUUGCUUACUGAAACUCCCAAAGUCAUAUCCAUAAUAAUUAAAGCAAUGGUCAACUAGAUGAUCAUUUCAACACCGUUUUGAUGUGAAGAGCGUGGGGGGGGACUCGUCUUGAUAAAUCAAUCAAAGUCAAUUGGUUUUCACUGAUUCUCCGUUUGGGAUAUUUGGUAACGUAUAGGCUGGGGAAAUGUUAGCUAAGUUAAGGUGAGUGCUAAUGAUCAUCUUUAUUCUAGUUUGCUGAUAUAUUAGCUGAUCAGAACAGUUUGCUAGCAUGUUAUGCUCUUCACACUAUCCUACUCCUGAUGACCAAAAGCCUGUGACUUGUCUAAUAAUCAAUCAAUGUGAUUUUGUUUAACUGAAUCUCCAUCUGUAUAUUUGGUUAAUUGAUCUCUGGCUGGACAGACAAGUGGAGGUGGUAUAGCUAAUUUAUUCAUUUGCUCAUCUAUCACUGAUCAGAAACAUUUAGCAUGCAAUAAUGUAGCCUAAAUCAACUGUAUUAUUUUGCUCUUGACUCAUGUACAGUGAGGGAAAAAAGUAUUUGAUCCCCUGCUGAUUUUGUACGUUUGCCAACUGACAAAGAUCAGUCUAUAAUUUUCAUGGUAGGUUUAUUUGAACAGUGAGAGACAGAAUAACAACAAAAAAAUCCAGAAAAAAACGCAUGUCAAAAAUGUUAUAAAUUGAUUUGCAUUUUAAUGAGGGAAAUAAGUAUUUGACCCCUCUGCAAAACAUGACUUAGUACUUGGUGGCAAAACCCUUGUUGGCAACCAGAGGUCAGACGUUUCUUGUAGUUGGCCACCAGGUUUGCAUACAUCUCAGGAGGGAUUUUGUUCCACUCCUCUUUGCAGAUCUUCUCCAAGUCAUUAAGAUUUCGAGGCUGACUUUUGGCAACUCGAACCUUCAGCUCCCUCCACAGAUGUUCUAUGGAAUUAAGGUCUGGAGACUGGCUAGGCCACUCCAGGACCUUAAUGUGCUUCUUCUUGAGCCACUCCUUUGUUGCCUUGGCCGUGUGUUUUGGGUCAUUGUCAUGCUGGAAUAUCCAUCCACACGACCCAUUUUCAAUGCCCUGGCUGAGGGAAGGAGGUUCUCACCCAAGAUUUGACGGUACAUGGCCCCGUCCAUCGUCCCUUUGAUGCGGUGAAGUUGCCCUGUCCCCUUAGCAGAAAAACACCCCCAAAGCAUAAUGUUUCCACCUCCAUGUUUGACGGUGGGGAUGGUGUUCUUGGGGUCAUAGGCAGCAUUCCUCCUCCUCCAAACACGGCGAGUUGAGUUGAUGCCAAAGAGCUCCAUUUUGGUCUCAUCUGACCACAACACUUUCACCCAGUUCUCCUCUGAAUCAUUCAGAUGUUCAUUGGCAAACUUCAGACGGCCCUGUAUAUGUGCUUUCUUGAGCAGGGGGACCUUGCGGGCGCUGCAGGAUUUCAGUCCUUCAUGGCGUAGUGUGUUAACAAUUGUUUUCUUGGUGAUUAUGGUCCCAGCUGCCUUGAGAUCAUUGACAAGAUCCUCCCGUGUAGUUCUGGGCUGAUUCCUCACCGUUCUCAUGAUCAUUGCAACGCCACGAGGUGAGAUCUUGCAUGGAGCCCCAGGCCGAGGGAGAUUGACAGGUCUUUUGUGUUUCUUGAAUUUGCGAAUAAUCGCACCAACUGUUGUCACCUUCUCACCAAGCUGCUUGGCGAUGGUCUUGUAGCCCAUUCCAGCCUUGUGUAGGUCUACAAUCUUGUCCCUGACAUCCUUGGAGAGCUCUUUGGUCUUGGCCAUGGUGGAGAGUUUGGAAUCUGAUUGAUUGAUUGCUUCUGUGGACAGGUGUCUUUUAUACAGAUAACAAACUGAGAUUAGGAGCACUCCCUUUAAGAGUGUGCUCCUAAUCUCAGCUCGUUACCUGUAUAAAAGACACCUGGGAGCCAGAAAUCUUCCUGAUUAAGAGGGGGUCAAAUACUUAUUUCCCUCAUUAAAAUGCAAAUCAAUUUAUAACAUUUUUGACAUGCGUUUUUCUGGAUAUUUUUGUUUUUAUUCUGUCUCUCACUGUUCAAAUAAACCUACCAUUAAAAUUAUAGACUGAUAAUUUCUUUGUCAGUGGGAAAACGUACAAAAUCAGCAGGGGAUCAAAUACUUUUUUCCCUCACUGUAUAGGCUAUAGUAGCCUUAUAUAAUCUAUCCAACGUCGAGCUGUGAAAGCGCGUCCUGUUUCAUCAUUAGCAGAACAGUCAUAUGGUGUAUUUUGUAAGGAUGUAUCGGCGUUAACAGAUGCCAUUAGAAUAUGGGCUUCUCCUGAUUCUGUCUGGUGGGUCAUCAUUCUCCCAAGUCUCCAGCCUAUAGCUUAUUGCAAUUUGGAACAUUUAAAUCAACAGACAAAAUGCUUUCAUCAUGGCCACAAAUGUCUCUGGCCCAGCCAUUAUUGGAAUCCUGGCGCCGCUAAUCUCUGCAGCUGUUGCUGCUGAAAGAGAGUCGUAGUAGGCUAAAAGGUGCACAGACACGCACAGUUUUUUUUUUUCUUAACACAAAACAGCAAGCCCGAAACCCACCCGGCCCGAAUCAGCCCCAUCGGGAUCAGAACGAGAACUCUAGAAACAGAAACUAAUCUGCCCAUAAUGCAUCAGGAUCAAGCUGUUCAUAUCACACUGCUGCAUGCUAAAUCCCUCUUCUUCUGUGUGCGUGUGUGCGUGCGUGCGCGCGUGUGUGUGUGUGUGUGUGUGUGCGUGUGCGUAGCUGAAAGGAAUGAGUGGGUGUCAGUUCUGCAGGACUUCACUUGGGGCCGCCAGGAGGGCAGCAGGGAGAUUACCUCUCUGACCCCUGGUUCGCCCCUGACCCCUGAACAGCAGGGCUACCUGGAGCUGAGGGGCCUGCGCUCCAAACUCUAUACGGUCGUCUCCGGAGACAAGGUCUUCCUCUACAAGAACAUGGAGGUGUGUGUGUGUGUGUGUGUGUGUGUUUUCAAAUACAAAUAUGUACAUACUCCAUGCAUUUUAACCCUAGUCUGUUUGGCCCUAGGGCUAUUUGAAACAAUGGGUGUUUCUCAAUAUGAAUACUACCAUGCUCCACACGCUCAUGCUCCGAAUGUAUUCUCCGACCACGUUUUCUUGACUGCGUUCUUGUGAGGACGAGAGUGUGGAGAAUGCAUAAAACAUUACAUUUGAGAAGCACUCGCUCUCCCCCUACUGUAUUACCUCCCGCUGCACCUCCCCAUUCACUGAACCUUCUUCCAGCCAGGACAAUGGCAACAAAGCAAACGUUUUACUUCAUAAUUAUCAGCUAGAAUGAGUGAAUGUGAAUCGUAAUAAUCUAGCUAGCCAGCUAGUUAAACAGGCAAAAAUGACCUAAAACGAAUAUUAUGCAAGAUUGAUGUCAAUUCUUCGUGGGUAGCUAGCUAACGAUUCUUAGUGGCUAUCUGGAUAGCUAACAGUACUAGUAGCUAGCCAGUUAGCCCUAUUGACUUAUUAUGGGCUUGCGAUCUACGGUACAUAGACAGGUAAACAUGCCAAAAUUAACAAAGCAUUUAUUUAAUAACGUAUCAAGAUAUAAUAUUGCAGUCAGGCAACAUAUGAGAUGUGAAUGGGCAACAUUUUAUUCCGAAGUAGGAGUGUAUUUUCUCUCACUUCAGCUCAAAUAAUGUCCGCCAUUGAUUAAAAAAAUAUAAUUGUCAUUUUUUACGUGGUUGCGUCAUAUUUUUUUGCAUACUUUCCGUUGAAGCUUGCAUCGAUGCAUGCUUCAAAAUAUGUACAAACUGAGUAUGCAUUCGAGAAGUGCCCUCCGUGCUCCAUUUCGCAUACUUUGAUUUGGACUCAUAAGUAUUCAGACUUUUUCCACAUUUUGUUACGUUACAGCCUUAUUCUAAAAUGUAUUAAAUUGUUUUUUUCCCUCAUCAAUCUACACACAAUACCCCAUAAUGACAAAGCAAAAACAGGUUUUUAGACAUUUUAGCAAAUGUAUAAAAAAUACAAAACUGAAAUAUCACAUUUACAUAAGUAGUCAGACCUUUUACUCAGUACUUUGUUGAAGCACUUUUGGCAGCGAUUACAGCCUUGAGUCUUCUUGGGUAAGACACUACAAGCUUGGCACACCUGUAUUUGGCGAGUUUCUCCCAUUCUUCUCUGCAGAUCCUCUCAAGCUCUGUCAGGUUGGAUGGGGAGCGUUGCUGCACAGCUAUUUUCAGGUCUCUCCGGAGAUGUUCGAUCGGGUUCAAGUCCGGGCUCUGGCUGGGCCACUUAAGGACAUUCAGAGACUUGUCCCGAAACCACUCCUGCGUUGUCUUGGCUGUGUGCUUAGGGUCGUUGUCCUGUUGAAAGGUGAACCUUCGCCCCAGUCAGAGGUCCUGAGCGCUCUGGAGCAGGUUUUCAUCAAGGAUCUUUCUGUACUUUGCGCCAUUCAUCUUUCCCUCGAUCCUGACUAGUCUCCCAGUCCCUGCUGCUGAAAAACAUCCCCACAGCCUGAUGCUGCCACCACCAUGCUUCACCGUAGGGAUGGUGACGCUUGGCAUUCAGGCCAUAGUGUUCAAUCUUGGUUUCAUCAGACCAGAGAAUCUUGUUUCUCAUGGUCUGAGAGUCUUUAGGUGCCUUUUUGGCAAACUCCAAGCAGGCUUUCGUGCCUUUUACUGAGGAGUGUCUUCCAUCUGGCUGGGUUUAUCACUAUGGCCUGAAUGCCAUAGUGAUAAACCACUCACUGGGUUUAUGUGUGUGUGAUGAAAUGGGCAUCUGACCUGUCUUCGGAUCAAAUUCUACAGUUAUCUUAUUAGUGACUGAAACCAGGCUGAACCCUUUUUCUCUCCUUGAGCGUUUUCCUGAUUAAAUUACAGCGUGACGGGGUGGGACAGAGGGGUUAGGCUUGGUUAUGUUUGAGAGAUUGAUUGUGGACCUACCAUGUCCACAGUCAAUCUCCAGGUCAAGCCAGGGUGAGCCAGGGUUGAACAAAGUUGAAACUGAACAGUAUUAUUUUUACAUGACAGGGCUGUUAUUUGUACAUGACAAAGCUUUAUUGGUCACACCAUCAUUGUUUCCAAACUGAAUACAUAGAAGGAGGAGAAGUCAAAUUUCGCACACUAUCAUAAAUUAAGGAAGUGGGCAGAGCUGUCAAGAGGUGAAAACUGGAGAUGGUGGUGGAACCAAAGAGGGAGGGGUUAAGCUAAAAUGUAUGUAAAAUGAUAUACAGUGGGGAAAAAAAGUAUUUAGUCAGCCACCAAUUGUGCAAGUUCUCCCACUUAAAAAGAUGAGAGAGGCCUGUAAUUUUCAUCAUAGGUACACGUCAACUAUGACCGACAAAAUGAGAAAAAAAAAUCCAGAAAAUCACAUUGUAGGAUUUUUAAUGAAUUUGCAAAUUAUGGUGGAAAAUAAGUAUUUGGUCAAUAACAAAAGUUUCUCAAUACUUUGUUAUAUACCCUUUGUUGGCAAUGACACAGGUCAAACGUUUUCUGUAAGUCUUCACAAGGUUUUCACACACUGUUGCUGGUAUUUUGGCCCAUUCCUCCAUGCAGAUCUCCUCUAGAGCAGUGAUGUUUUGGGGCUGUCGCUGGGCAACACGGACUUUCAACUCCCUCCAAAGAUUUUCUAUGGGGUUGAGAUCUGGAGACUGGCUAGGCCUCUCCAGGACCUUGAAAUGCUUCUUACGAAGCCACUCCUUCGUUGCCCGAGCGGUGUGUUUGGGAUCAUUGUCAUGCUGAAAGACCCAGCCACGUUUCAUCUUCAAUGCCCUUGCUGAUGGAAGGAGGUUUUCACUAGAAAUCUCACGAUACAUGGCCCCAUUCAUUCUUUCCUUUACACGGAUCAGUCGUCCUGGUCCCUUUGCAGAAAAACAGCCCCAAAGCAUGAUGUUUCCACCCCCAUGCUUCACAGUAGGUAUGGUGUUCUUUGGAUGCAACUCAGCAUUCUUUGUCCUCCAAACACGACGAGUUGAGUUUUUACCAAAAAGUUCUAUUUUGGUUUCAUCUGACCAUAUGACAUUCUCCCAAUCCUCUUCUGGAUCAUCCAAAUGCACUCUAGCAAACUUCAGACGGGCCUGGACAUGUACUGGCUUAAGCAGGGGGACACGUCUGGCACUGCAGAAUUUGAGUCCCUGGCGGCGUAGUGUGUUACUGAUGGUAGGAUUUGUUACUUUGGUCCCAGCUCUCUGCAGGUCAUUCACUAGGUCCCCCCGUGUGGUUCUGGGAUUUUUGCUCACCGUUCUUGUGAUCAUUUUGACCCCACGGGGUGAGAUCUUGCGUGGAGCCCCAGAUCGAGGGAGAUUAUCAGUGGUCUUGUAUGUCUUCCAUUUCCUAAUAAUUGCUCCCACAGUUGAUUUCUUCAAACCAAGCUGCUUACCUAUUGCAGAUUCAGUCUUCCCAGCCUGGUGCAGGUCUACAAUUUUGUUUCUGGUGUCCUUUGACAGCUCUUUGGUCUUGGCCAUAGUGGAGUUUGGAGUGUGACUGUUUGAGGUUGUGGACAUGUGUCUUUUAUACUGAUAACAAGUUCAAACAGGUGCCAUUAAUACAGGUAACGAGUGGAGGACAGAGGAGCCUCUUAAAGAAGAAGUUACAGGUCUGUGAGAGCCAGAAAUCUUGCUUGUUUGUAGGUGACCAAAUACUUAUUUUCCACCAUAAUUUGCUAAUAAAUUCAUUACAAAUCCUACAAUGUGAUUUUCUGGAUUUUCUUUUCUCAUUUUGUCUGUCAUAGUUGACGUGUACCUAUGAUGAAAAUUACAGGCCUCUCUCAUCUUUUUAAGUGGGAGAACUUGCACAAUUGGUGGCUGACUAAAUAAAAAUGUUCCCCACUGUAGAUAGGCUAGAAAUGUUUUAGCAGUUUUUUUUGUGGAGGUUGCAUUCAAUUGCCAAUCCCUGUUGCACACAACAAGCUUAGAUUCCCCCUGGCACAAGCGGAUUUAUGGCCGAAUUAAGAAGAAAUCGUCAACCCUGUUACGGUCAACCCUGUUACGGUCAACCCUGUUACUUUAUUUAGCACUUGAUUGACACUUAUUAUAGUAAAACAUUUUAUGUGAGAUGGGAAGACGUGUUUGUUAUGAAUUUGAACAUGUGCUCUUUAUGACAAUGUUAAAAUGAGAUGAAAUCCAACGAUUUUUUUUAAACCAAGUUACACAUCUCCAAAGGCACCGAAUUGAUGGAACAACCUAUUUAUUGGAAGUUAUUAUAAAAUACUUUAAAAUACUUAAAAUAAAACUUGCUGAUUUGACCACAUUAUUUAGAAAAUACUCAAAUGCACAGAAAAUAAGUAUCUAUGGCUGCAUUUAGACAGGCAGCCCAAUUCUGAUAUUUGUUUCACUAAUUGGUCUUUUGACCAAUCAGAUCAGCUCCGAAAAAGAUCUUAUGUGAAAAUAUCCGAUGUGAUUGGUCAAAAGACCAAUUAUUGGAAAAAAGAUCAGAAUUGGGCUGCCUGUAUAAACGCAGCCUAAAAAACAAAUACUUAAAUAUGCAUGUAUUUUAACCCAGCUCUGAUCUUAACGAGAGCUGAUCUAAUUGGUUGUUUUAGUGGGUGAUAUCAGCUGUGUGAUGUGUGUGUUCUGCUUCCAGGACUACCGCCUUGGCAUCGGCAUCACGUCUAUCGACAUGAACGUAGGAAACGUUAAAGUCACUGACCGCCGCAGCUUUGAUCUGACCACACCCUACCGCAUCUUCAGGUUUACACACACACACACGCACACGCACACAUUCAGAAACACAAACAGCAAGGUUAGAGAGAGAGUGGUCAGCUUGACCGGAUGAGUGUUUCUGUGUGUGUGGUUCUGUGUGUGUGUGUGUGGUUCUGCGUGUGUGUGGUUCUGUGUAUGUGUGUGUGGUUCUAUGUGUGUGUGUGGUUCUGUGUGUGACUGAAGUGUGUGUGACUGAAUAGAAGAGGAAGGACUAAACCGAGGGUCUGCGUCAAGCUGUUCAGAGGCCACAUCUGUCUGUGUGUGUGUGUCUGUGUGUGUGUCUGUGUGUGUGUGUCUGUGUGUGUGUCUGUAG
This is a messenger RNA of Coregonus sp. 'balchen', 17237 nucleotides long. The record is from the annotation of a GenBank genome assembly. NCBI's taxonomy places the organism in Eukaryota, Metazoa, Chordata, Actinopteri, Salmoniformes, Salmonidae.